Messenger RNA from Exaiptasia diaphana, 870 nucleotides. RefSeq names its product lysophosphatidic acid receptor 1-A-like. The transcript has a single exon. The coding region runs from base 1 to 870 and encodes 289 amino acids. The record is from RefSeq and is a predicted model, not a curated record. Gene Ontology annotation, biological process: G protein-coupled receptor signaling pathway. Lineage: Eukaryota; Metazoa; Cnidaria; Anthozoa; Actiniaria; Aiptasiidae. Gene Ontology annotation, molecular function: G protein-coupled receptor activity. Gene Ontology annotation, cellular component: membrane.
AUGUGGACYUUUGCUUGGGUAUUCGUACUGGAAGCAGUUGUAAUUUCUACGGCAAAUGCUGCAAUAAUCGUCAUAUUCACCAGAACACGCCGUCUUCACAGCAAACAGUACAUUAUGAUURUCAGCCAGUCUGUAGCUGAUUUCUUCGUUGGUCUAGUUUCUGUSCCCAUGUUUACUGCUUGGUCGAUAAUCCAGCAAGGCGACCACGAGGCUUACUCAUCCUCAAUUGGUCGAGAUUUCCAUAUWCAAGAAACUUUCUUUGGAGGAGCUUCCUUAUUUGGUCURGCAGCGUUGGCCAUUGAACGAGCACAUGCAACAUACUUYCCAUUCAGACACUCYACAUUAGGUAAAGGACCGUUCAUCAUCGGGAUAGUUUUAGUGUGGAUAACUCCAUCUUUCGUGGCAGGUCUAUACAUAUUUUACGUGGAAGAGAGAAUUGUUGACAAUACCAUUAUAGUCGUUAUUGGGUGCACACUUGUGAUCAUUUCUGCUGCUUAUUCUCUCAUUCUUCUAAAAGUCCGUUGCACAGCUGGUCAAGCUAUUCAUCAUGAUGUGAAUAUCCAGGAGAACAAGAAACUGACUGUUACUGUUGCUGUGGUUACCAUUGUUAGCCUGGUCAUGUGGUUGCCUUCACCAGUCAUGAUAGUUAUUGAUUACAAAAMGUCUGCUUUCUUUUACUAUUGUGCAAAAUUCCUUCAUUAUGGCAACUCKCUCGUYAAUUCKGUUGUYUAYGCGUUUCGUAUGCGCGAAAUACAAAAAGAAAUCCUGCGCGUGUUMCAKUGUUGUCAUAACAACCAAAUCUCAAUAAGCAAUGAAACCGAACUUGUACAUUUGAAGAGAAAUAGCUGUAUUCAUCCGAGGAGUACAUGA